Molecule: messenger RNA, 1938 nt
Organism: Diplodia corticola
Lineage: Eukaryota; Fungi; Ascomycota; Dothideomycetes; Botryosphaeriales; Botryosphaeriaceae
Exons: 3
Coding region: 1-1938 (645 amino acids)
Source: RefSeq, a predicted model, not a curated record
AUGGAUUCUGCUGCUGCUGCUGCUGCUGCUGCCCGCUCCAAGAGGCCGUGGGAAGAAGAAUCCCAUGCUCUCCCCAACCAUCACCCACCCCACUCCCACGCCCGCUGCGAGUGCUCCACGCCGCUCGACCAUAGGCCGCCACACGCCCUCCACCAAGACCCCGGAUCCGCCCAGCCAUGGCCCUUCCGCCCCGACGCGCGCCGCGAGUCCGCCGUGCGCCAGCUGUAUUUUGCCGACUCUCCCUCGCCCCAGGACCUGCAGAGUCAGGCCGAUGCCGCGCAGAACAACAAGAGACGCCGCCUCUUCUCCCCCCAUCUACCACGCCCUCCCGCUGACUCAGCCGGCUUCCGUGGAAGCGGGGAAGACCACGAUGACGAGCCUGGCUGUCAGCAGCCGCCUGCAUCGCCCACCAUGUCGUCUGCCCAUCUUGACCCGCGUGGCUUCCCGCCUCCCGUCUUGCCCCAGGACGACAGUGCUUGCUGCGAGACCUCCUGCAACGGCCUGGCCUGUACGAGGCGGCGAGCCCUGAUCAGCGAUCUUGUCGCCGAAGUCGACACGCUCAAUUCCGGCUUCCAGCGCUUCGUCCUGCAGACCAACAGUCAGCCACGAUCGCAUUCUUUAGCACUUGCGAGACUGGGAACAGACCAGGCCCUCGCCUUUGCCGUCGACCUCCUACGAGCGAACGUUGCCAGUCUCCGAGAUCUGACGACCCCCCUUCCGCUUCCCUCCGGGGCAGACCAUCACUCCGCUUCCACUGCCGCCGCUACCGCCGAAAUCCGCGAUGUCAUGAAGCGCAGAUUUGACCCCAUCACGAAUCAAGAAGCCCCUCCCUUCCUGUCCCGGCCGACGAGCGGUGGAGACAGGGACCCGUCUCGCACAAUCCCUCCACCCGGCCCUUACGAUGAUGUCCGGAGAAGCUUCCAAGGAAGUAGGGAUCCUUUAUCGCCGCACCACUCUCCUCCAGGAGCAUACCCCAUCCCCACUAGCGGAAACGCCUACCACACACGACCUUCGUCACCUGUUGCUCUUCACAACUACCACCACCCUCCGCCACAUCGAAUGCUCCCCUCCCCAUCCUCUCUGAACAUCCCAGCACCAUCAUCCAUCCUGUCUCUCGCCUCAUCUUCACCUUCCCUCCUCCCCCAGCCUUCCUUGUCGUCCUCGUCCAACGCCGCGCACACCGCCCACCUACAAGACCUUCAGCAUCAAAUCUCACUCAAGACGCUAGCGCUCCAGACGCUCCGGCAGGAGUACGACGCCCUGCUAGCGAAGCUCGACCGCCAGCGCACCAAGUGCGCCACGCUCGAAAGAAAGUUCGAGGUCACCGACGUCGAGAUCAACGGGCUGACGACGGAGAAGGAGGAGCUGGAGUUGCGGGUCGCCGCUCUCGAGCAGCAGGUUGAUGAGCUAAGGGAGCAGCGCGACGACGCGCGGCGGCGGGAAGUGCGUACGGGCGAGCAGUACAGGAGCAUCGUGGAGAUGGCGGGCAGGCUGCAGGGAAUGGCAGCCGAGGAGAGGAGGACAUGGGUGCAGGAGAGGGAGGGGCUUCUCGGUGCUUUGGGAUGGAACGGUGAUGGUGGAGGUGGACGAGGGCCCGAGAAAGUAGACAUGCGAGGCACCUUCAGACAUGCAAUGUCUUCGACCGGCAUGGACGAUCCAACAAGAGGAGCGACCUUACUCGACACGGCAAAUCUUCCGCCUCCCAUUCGAGAUGCCGACCAGCACGCCCCACCGAUCCCGGCUUCUGCUGCUACGUCUCAAGUCAUCGCCGCACUACGAGUCGAGGUGGCUCAGCUACGCUCUCGGACGCAGACUCUCGAAGCCGCCAUCAGAUCCAUUUGCGACCAGGGUACCGGGAUGGAGGAAGCCUCUCAGGCCAUCGUCGAAGCUGGAAGAAGGAUGAAAGAGGCGGCAAGGGAAGCAAUCGGUGGUAGAUGA